AUGGCACAUUUAUGGCAAUUACUUGGCACCGUCGGGAAUAUGCAUUUUUUUAAAAAUGUAACCAUUUUGUUUGUUUUUUGUUAUUUUUUUUUUCAACAAGGUCAUGCCAUACAAGAAAAUUGCCCAAAAUACGAAAAAGACAAGCCGUGCAGAGACAAUGAAAUUCAAUUUUUCUUACGAACUGGGUAUGACUGUAAUUCAUCUUUGCUGCUUGCAACUAUUGGUACAUAUUUCAACAAGGCACAACUUUACUUGAAUUUGUUUUAUAAUUUUAGGGUCGGUGAAAAUCAUGAAUUGAUCAUUGAUAAGCCUCAAACGAUUGCAAACGCUAAUCUUAAACAAGGAAAGCCAAUAAAAUUUAUCAUUCAUGGCCAUACCGGAAACAAGGAUGAUUUUGUAGUAACACCUUUACAACAAGAAUAUUUUAAAUUAGAAUACAACGUCGUGGUGAUAAAUUAUUUCAAACUAAGCAAUGGUACUUGUUAUCGAACUGGAGUGGAUAAUUCACUGGCGAUAUCAAAAUGCGCUGCAAGAAUAAUCGAAGCCAUAAUUGAGGGUAAUGAGCAGGGGAUAAAAAUAGAUGAUUUUCAUAUCAUAGGUGUGAGCUUAGGUGGUCAAAUGGCUGGUCAAAUUCCAAACAUCGUAGAUCCAAAAUUUGGCAAAUUUCCUCGUAUCACAGGAAUAGAUCCAUCCAACAACGGGUUUUUUGAAGAUUACAGCACAGACGAAUACACGUUGACUGCAAAAGACGCCAAACUAGUCGACGUCAUUCAUACAAAUUCCGGAAUCAAGGGUAUGUUUCCACCAAUGGGACAUAUCGAUUGGUACCCAAACGGGGGAAUUUUUCAGCCACAAUGUCGCGUAGGCGAUUAUGUGUGCGAUCACAUACGAUCUUUGAUAUUAUUUUUGGAAUCGAUUGGUGAUGAAAAUUUCGAACUUGAAGCUGAAUGGUGUCCCAAUUUGGAAUCCAAGUAUUUCAACCCAGACCAAUGCGUAAAAAAUAUUAAAACGCCAUUUGGAGAAAACAUCACUUCGAAGAAGAUACAACAAGGUGUUCAUUUCUUCAAUACCAAAGAUGAGCCUCCAUACAUCAGAAACAAUAACUAUGAAGUUUACCCCCCUGUGUAUAAAAUACAUCUUGAUGUUGAAGGACAUUUUAAAAAUAAACAUUAAUCCACACAUUAUAAAGGCGUCGAUUUACCAAAAAUGAUUCAUUCUCGUUUUUAAAUAACCAAGUAUUCUCUCCUGAAAGCUUCUGUUAAAUUAUAAUUCAAAGUACCUAGAUACCAAUUUAAUUAAUUUAAUUUAGUGAAGUGGUUCAAAAUGGAAAAAUUUUCUCUUCAAACAGCAAUCAUUUUUGGCUACUUCAACAACUAUGAGAAUACAUUCCGUUUCUAAUAAUUUU
Messenger RNA from Planococcus citri (citrus mealybug), 1405 nucleotides. RefSeq names its product putative endothelial lipase. The record is from RefSeq and is a predicted model, not a curated record. The transcript has 5 exons. Gene Ontology annotation, molecular function: lipase activity. Lineage: Eukaryota; Metazoa; Arthropoda; Insecta; Hemiptera; Pseudococcidae. Gene Ontology annotation, biological process: lipid catabolic process. The coding region runs from base 1 to 1173 and encodes 390 amino acids.